[Candida] anglica is the source of this 1052-nucleotide messenger RNA. The record is from the annotation of a GenBank genome assembly. Lineage: Eukaryota; Fungi; Ascomycota; Pichiomycetes; Serinales; Debaryomycetaceae.
AGUUCUACUCCCUCCAGAACUUCCCGGAACGUUUUCUUGCACCCCCUGUUGCACCCCCUACCACCUAUCUGUUUGACUUCCUGCCCCCCGGUCACGUUUCCCAAACUUUAACUUAAAUGCCCUCAGAUUUGGAAAACCAGGUCCCUGUUGACCACCACUUUGUCCUUCUGGACGCCCCCCAGGGCGUCACCGCUGGCGACGCCGCCAACGGAACCUCUGCGGCCGGCCGCACCACCACCCACGACGACCUCGAAAUCACUAAAGUGUCCACCGAGGGCGAUUACAUCCAAUUUGGAAAUGAACGCUACCGCCGGUCGGAACUUGUGCAGGCCUUUGGUGGUUCCAUGAACCCCGGGUUGUCGCCUCCCCCUAAACACAAUUUUGCCAACCCGGCCCCCUUGGGACUUUCCGCGUUCGCACUCACCACUUUUGUGCUCUCUCUCAUCAAUUGUGAGGCCAGAGGUGUCACCGUCCCCAACAUCGUCGUGGGUCUUGCCUUCUUCUACGGGGGCAUGGCCCAACUUGUGGCGGGCAUGUUUGAAAUUGCCGUCGGCAACACCUUUGGUGGUGCUGCCUUGUCGUCCUACGGCGGGUUCUGGGGCGCCUGGGCCGCCAUCCAAACCCCAAGCUUUGGAAUUGUAGCAGCCUAUGAGGGCCACCCGGAGGAGUUGCGCUACUCCAUCGGGAUCUUCCUCAUCGGUUGGUUCAUCUUUACCUUUUUCCUCAUGCUCUUGACCUUGAAGUCCACCGUCGCGUUCUUCCUGAUCUUCUUCUUCUUGUCCAUAACGUUCCUUCUCUUGGCAAUCGCCGAGUUCAAAAACUCCGUCCCCGUCAAGAAGGCCGCCGGUGUGUUUGGGGUCAUCACCGCGUUUGCCGCGUGGUACAACGCCUACGCAGGUAUCGCCAACUCCCAGAACUCGUACAUCACCGUCAAGGCCAUCCAGUUGCCAGACUUGCAGGACAAGAGUCGCAAGCAACACUAGCCGGCCCCCCUUUCUCUGGCCCCUUAGUUAAUGUUUAUUUAUUGAAUGAAUGCAACAGUAUGAAUGUCA